AUGUCUUCAAGUGGGCAGCAGGAAGUGUUGUUUGGCAUCGACUUAGGGAACGGCACAAACGAUGCUUGGUUUCCAGAGCCACGGCCACUAAGACGUCUGCUGGAUGCAGUCAAUACAAUCCUCGCCUGCCUGGCUGUGCUUGGUAACGGCAUGGUCAUCACCGUUAUGCUGCUCAGACGACGAGUGUUCAGCUCCUUCACAAAUCGUCUCAUCCUGCACCAGUCCAUCAUUGACUCGAUUGCUGGAAUCCUGUUCUUCUUCCUCCAUGUCGUUAUCAAUACUCAACGCAUUUCAGUAUCCAUGGAGAGAAGCAUCAAUGACCAACUUGUUUGUCGCCUCAUGUAUUCAGAUUUCGCGCUUUGGUGCGUCUGUGUUACAUCCACGUACAACCAUGUCAUCAUAUCGGUUGAGCGGUUUAUGGCGAUUUGUUACCCGGUGAAACAUCGCAACACAUGGACCAAAUCAAAGCUGAAGAUUGUCGUCACCACUGCCUGGAUUGUAGGCUGCAUUGAUGGCGUGCCCGUUUUAUUUUUCACUGAACCUCACCAGGGGCAUUGUCAGAUGGUGAAUCUCAAAUCUGGAUGGGAUUACUUUGUAUACACAGUACCCUUUGCAAUCCAGUACCUGGUACCUAUCACUGUCAUUACAUUUUCGUACACACGGAUUCUCAUCAUGCUAACCAAGAAAUGUGUUAAUCCAGUGAAUGGUGCUCCGAAUGUAAUAAGCAAAGCUAAGAAUAAUCUCAUCAGCACUACGCUGAUAAUAAGCAUCAUGUUCGUCUUGUCAUCGACAGACUGUUAG
Messenger RNA from Patiria miniata (bat star), 801 nucleotides. Its product is annotated as galanin receptor 2b-like. The coding region runs from base 1 to 801 and encodes 266 amino acids. NCBI's taxonomy places the organism in Eukaryota, Metazoa, Echinodermata, Asteroidea, Valvatida, Asterinidae. The transcript is spliced from 2 exons. Gene Ontology annotation, molecular function: G protein-coupled receptor activity. Gene Ontology annotation, biological process: G protein-coupled receptor signaling pathway. Gene Ontology annotation, cellular component: membrane. The record is from RefSeq and is a predicted model, not a curated record.